AUGAUAUUGAUAAAUUUGAAAUUGCGUUAUAUUUUAUACAGAAAACAUAGAAGAAAUUCAAAUAAUGAAAAUUUGGGUGAUUCAGAAUUUGACGAAACUAAUCAAAAAGUAAAUGAGGUUGAUAAUUAUCUUGAUGAAAAUAUCACGGAACAAGCAGGACCCAAUACUGACACUUUUGAGUGGUGGAAUGAGAAUUUCCUAUAUCGGCAAUAUUAG
Molecule: messenger RNA, 216 nt
Organism: Entrophospora sp. SA101
Lineage: Eukaryota; Fungi; Glomeromycota; Glomeromycetes; Entrophosporales; Entrophosporaceae
Source: the annotation of a GenBank genome assembly